Molecule: messenger RNA, 2345 nt
Organism: Capsicum annuum
Lineage: Eukaryota; Viridiplantae; Streptophyta; Magnoliopsida; Solanales; Solanaceae
Exons: 2
Coding region: 1-2067 (688 amino acids)
Molecular function (GO): protein binding
Source: RefSeq, a predicted model, not a curated record
AUGGAUCCUCCACCCGUUCCGUCCCAUGUCACUGCCACUCCCAUAGUUACCAUUGCACAACAAAACUAUCCAGAUUCUGACGGCUCCACCCCGCGCUCCCGGCAAAAUGAAACAUGGGAUCAGGAGUCUUUGGCACUGGUCCCUGGUGCCAAACUCCGCCUCAUAUGCAGCUAUGGUGGUCACAUUAUUCCCCGUCCCCACGAUAAGUCCCUCUGCUAUGUUGGUGGUGACACGCGCAUUGUGGUUGUUGACCGUCAGUCCUCCCUCUCUGAACUUCACUCUCGCCUUUCCCACACUCUCCUCAAUGGGCGCGGAUUCUCCCUUAAGUAUCAGCUCCCUAAUGAAGAUCUUGAUUCCCUUGUAUCCGUCGCAACUGAUGAAGACUUGGAUAACAUGAUCGAAGAAUAUGAUCGUGCGAUGUCAGCUUCGCCUUUGAAACCAUCUCGUCUUCGUUUGUUCCUUUUUCUUGCCAAACCUGAGACUGCAGCCUCCAUGGGUUGCCUCCUUGCUGAUUCUAAAUCUGAAACGUGGUUUGUUGAUGCUCUUAACAAUGCUAGCUUGCUUUCUAGAGGACUUUCUGAUUCAGCUGCUGACGGUAGUUUUCUGGAGCUUCAAAGGAUUCCCAAAAGUGAUUCUGGUGUAAACUUGGAUCAGGCUCAGAAUGAGUCCUUGGCAAACAAUAGUCAAAUGGCAAAAAAUGUAAUCCAAGAAGUGCAAUCCACUAUGCCUGAUUCACCAAUGGUUGAAACAACCUCAUCAUUUGAGUCCAGUGUUUCAUCCCCAUCUAUGCCAAAUUUGCCCCCAAUUAAGGUUAGAGCUGAAGAUGUUCAAAUGAAUGCAAGAUUCCACGAUCAGAUGCUCGGGUUGGAUGAACAGUUCUCACACAUGAAUGUAGCUUCAAAUGCUCAAAAGAUGGAUGAUGGUUACCAUCAUUUGGCUGCAGCAGCUGCGACGCCACCUCUUCCUACUCUAAUUGGUGGUGCAGCUGUAAUGUCAUCAGCUACCUUGGUGAGCGCUGCACCGGCUACAGGGGAACAUCAUGGCCGGGUUGUCUCUGAUGAUGAGAAAUCAGAUCAUGGUGUAUCCACCGGACACCGAAAGCCUCCAUUACCUUUACAGCCUAUUCAGCGGAAAUUUGGAGAUGGUUAUAGCUUGCCAUCACCUGAUUCAAAGCAUGCUGGAGGCUACAACUUACAAUCACCAGAUUCUGUGGCAAGUGAUAGCAGCAUCGCAUCAGGUACAUCCUUCUCGAAACAAACGGUUUACCAAGAUGCACCUCCAGUGGCAGGUCGUGAAACCAGAGUGCCUCCGGCUGUAACUGACCCAAAAACUAAUAUUAUGGACUAUAACCCUCAAAUUCAGAUGCAGCAAGUUCAGGAUUCUGUAGUUAUGCAAGUUCCACAGCAGCAGCAGCAGCAGUUCGUUCCUGCUACCGCACAUUACAUUCAACAUGCUGCAACAGGUCCAGUGGCAGUCCCGUCUUACUAUCAGAUGUAUGCACCCCAAACCCAGCAACCACUUCAUCAACAAAUGGAUCAGCAAUAUCAAAUGUUUUAUGUGCCAGUCCCUCAGACUCAACCGUAUAAUUUGACAGUGCAAUCCAAUACAGCUGAUGCUACUGCUGUAGCUUCAACCCAGCAGUUAACACCAUCAAAUCCAGCAAUGGUUUCAUCGUCAGCAGUGUUUAAAGAAGCUCUUCCACCUAUUUAUCCAGCAAGGACAGUCCAGUCCUCUAAGCCUGAAUUGCCUACCAAUGUGUACAGAACAGCAACCCCAGCAACUCCAACGGUAAUCCAAGUUCCUCCAAGUCAAUAUCAUCAACAGUAUUACGGCCUUUCCCAGGUUCCUCCUCCAUCACAGCAAAUGGCUGCUGUUCCUAACGGUGCUGCUAAUUAUGGCUAUGAAUAUUCUCAUCCUACGCAUGACCAAGUGUUCUAUACCCAACAAACAGCUGCACCACUUCCCUCUCAGUACCAAACUAUGACCCCUACCACUGCGGUUUUAUUAUCACAGGCUACAGCACAGCUAGCUGGGGAGAAUACCACGACUCAGAACAGAACUUCAUAGCCUCUAUAAAUAAAACUAAGCAGUUCAAAGAUUUGUUAUCAAGUGUAAUUUUUUUCACAGUACGGAGUAUAUUACGGCAAAAAAUAAGGGUAUUAUGGUAUUCGCUAUCCUACAACAUGCUGCUGCUUUUGAUGGGGCUAAGAACAUACUUGUUUGUGGCUUCAUAAGGUGAAAUGAAGAACAAUGUUGUUAUUGUUUUCCAUGUAGUUAUUGACCCCCUUUUGGUCAUAUAGUCUUAAUAUUAACUGGUGUUGGAUAAUAAAAACCUAUUAGACUAA